AAAAAGCAUAAAAAACAAACAAAAAAUAAUAAUAAAUAAAUAAAUAAUUAUUUAAUAAAAUAAGUAUCUUUUUUCAUUAUUGUCCAAACAAAAUAUAUUUUAAUUAAAAGACAAAUUAUAAAAGUAAUGUUCUCUCAAACAACUCCUUUUAGAAGAAAUUUCGAAAGCCCCGCUAGAGAUAUCUACACAUCGCCUAAUCUAUCUAAAAUAGCUUAAUUAAAUGAAAGAGUUAAAACUAUCCAAACCAAUUUUGAGGAAUCUAGAGCUGCCAAAAGAGAAGUAUUUUAAAACAAGAUGAGAUAUGUAGAUGAUAGAAUAAAUAAAGUUGAAUAAUAAAAUGAUUAAAAGUUUAGAUUGCUUGCUGAAUAGUUGAAUAAGAUAUAAGAAGAAGCUAACUAAGAAACAUUGGCUAAAGAAAUUCAUUCUGAAAAAAGAUUAAAGGAAAUUAAGUUGCUGGACAAAAAUUUUUCAAUCAACAUUAGCAAAGAGCAUUAAGAAAAAAAAGAAAAUGAAACUAAAAUGUUGAGAUAAAUUGAUGAAAAGAUAUAAGAAAUGAAGAUUGAGCUUUUCCGUGACAGAAAGAAAAGAGAAGAUUACGAAGUUUAUAAGACCAGCGAAAUAGAAAAUAGAGUUAACGAUCUUAGAGAACAAUUUGAAUAAGAAAAAAAAAUUAGAGAUGAAGUAUCAGAAAAUCUUAUUAAAACUUUUGGAGAAGAGAUUUUAAAAUUUUAGGAUCUUCUUAGAUAAGAAAAGAAAAUCAGAGAAGAAUAACACAACAAUAUGCUUAAAGUUUUAGAAGACUUGAAUGAUUCUUUAACUUCAGAAGUUACUUAAGAAAAACACAUUAGAGAAAAGUCAGAAGAAAUGUUGCUUAAGUUAUUAGAAGAUACUUGUUAAAAGAUUGAAUCAUCUCUUUUGAAUUGA
This is a messenger RNA of Tetrahymena thermophila SB210, 924 nucleotides long. RefSeq names its product IQ calmodulin-binding motif protein. The record is from RefSeq and is a predicted model, not a curated record. NCBI's taxonomy places the organism in Eukaryota, Ciliophora, Oligohymenophorea, Hymenostomatida, Tetrahymenidae. The transcript is spliced from 7 exons.